AUGGGGUCACUGUUUGGAACAAAGUUAUGUGAAGACCAGAAGCCACCUUUUGCACUUUCGGUAACGACUGCAACCAUAUCAGCCACCUUGAGCGUCAUCACGGUGCCCGGAAACUUGCUGAUUUGUUGGGCAAUCGUUAAAGAUCCAAACAAAGAACUAAAAGUGUCUUUCAAUUACCUGGUAUUUAAUCUUUCCAUUGCUGAUCUCAUCACUGGACUGAUAACAGAGCCUUUAUUCGUACUCUUUCAUGUCGGGGAAGCACAGAAUUACCAAGUCAUGAAACGUGUACAGAUUGUCCACAUUGCUUAUUUUAUAUCUUGUGCGGCUUCAAUACUCAGCAUUUCCGCUUUAGCAACAGAGAGAUACCUGACCGUUACCUCAAACUACAGACGAACUUACUCGCGCUCAAAAACCAUCACCGGAUCUGUUCUGAUAUGGAUUUUCUCCAUCGCUAUUUCAAAUGUUUACUUUGCCACUGGUUUCUAUACAUUUGUCUUUGUUUUUGCCAACACAACAAUCAUUGCCACUCUAGUGAUCAUAACGUAUGCGUACAUUCGAAUAUAUCGAAGCCUCCACGCCCAUGUUGAACGCGGGACAUUCUCACAGGACGACAGAUUCGCACAACAAAGGUUAAAGUAUGAGAAGAAGGCGACAAGAUCUUUUCUUCUCGUGCUCUUCGUUUUCGUCAUCUGCAACGUAACUUCAUGCGUCAUAAUCUACAUCAUCUUACUUUGUUACACAUGCAGCUGUGACGUCAUACACUGGCUGCGAGAUUUCCAGUUUCUGAUAGCCCUCAUCAACUGUGCUGCAAAUCAGUUUUUGUAUGCAUGGCGGAUGCCCCCGUUUGUCCGAGCCUUUAAAAAUCUAUUUUCUCGUGCUGUGGGUUGCGUCAGGCCAAAAAGGGUAGAAACUUGUACAGGUUCAGUAAGGCUUUCUUCACUGACGGCAUCUGACAGCACUUCGACAACAAACCAAUCAUUCCGUACAGAAAGUUUGUCUGGAGCACAGUCGUUGUGA
Molecule: messenger RNA, 1017 nt
Organism: Porites evermanni
Lineage: Eukaryota; Metazoa; Cnidaria; Anthozoa; Scleractinia; Poritidae
Source: the annotation of a GenBank genome assembly